AUGUCAGAACCUCUUUGGAACCCCGCUGAGUAUGGGCCGGAGAUAAGAUACAAAUCUUGUCUCGUAUUCGAGAACAUUGGGAUCCCCUAUGUCAUUUGGUUUGAAGAUGCUCUGGUACACCAUGGGGUUCCCACGAUAGUCUUCGAUUUAUAUGUCCUUGUCUUAGACAUUGUUACCGCUGCCGACGCCCUUAUGAAAUCUGGAUGGACUGUUGAUACCCAAAACCCUCGUCGAAUUGGGGAUUCAGUUGUGGCAAUUCCGCAAACACCACUGAUCUCCCCCGACCAGAAAACGAAGACGGUCCUUCUCCUCGCUUCAGACUGGAAGUUCCCUCUCGCGACCGACUCACCUCUCGAAAGAGUUCCUGUGACCAACCGUUCCCACUCCUCAAAGCUGUCGUUCCCCCUAUUGCCAGGCUUACUCGAUGCCCUGAUUGAAAGCUGGUUGGUCGGUCCCACUGAGGACCCCACAUUAUUGCUUCGCCUGUCAUGUUAUUUUAACUAUCUGUACGAAUACGUGCCGGCACUUAAAGAGCGAUCGUUUGCCGACCAGAUGAAAUACGAGCAUCGCCAGUUCCAUUUCGAUGUACUUGCCGGGAUGGAUUCAUUAGGCUUCCCCUUCAGAAACCACCAACGUGGCAUUAAAGAUGCGCUUUUGCAGGGUCGAUAUGAGUUACAGGAAUGCUCGGCGCCUCGCGAGGAUGAAGCCCUCUUUGGUGGCUGGGGGAAAGUUCGCCUUCCAGACCCAGUGCACGAUGAAUCAGUGGAGUAG
Messenger RNA from Aspergillus melleus, 771 nucleotides. RefSeq lists its product as uncharacterized. Bases 1 to 771 code for a protein of 256 amino acids. The record is from RefSeq and is a predicted model, not a curated record. The transcript has a single exon. Lineage: Eukaryota; Fungi; Ascomycota; Eurotiomycetes; Eurotiales; Aspergillaceae.